CAUUGUCUCGCUCGCAGGAAAUUGUCACCAUCGUGGUGUUCGGGGUUGAAUACUUCGUGAGGAUCUGGGCGGCUGGCUGCUGCUGCCGAUACCGGGGCUGGAGGGGAAGGUUAAAAUUUGCCCGCAAGCCUUUCUGCGUCAUCGACAUCAUGGUGCUGAUCGCGUCCAUCGCCGUGCUGGCGGCAGGGUCCCAAGGGAAUGUCUUUGCCACCUCAGCACUCAGGAGUUUGAGGUUCCUGCAGAUCCUGCGAAUGAUCCGCAUGGACCGGCGGGGUGGCACCUGGAAGCUGCUGGGCUCUGUGGUCUACGCACACAGUAAGGAGCUGAUUACUGCCUGGUAUAUUGGCUUCCUGUGCCUCAUCCUGGCCUCCUUCCUGGUAUACUUGGCCGAGAAAGGAGAAAAUGAGCACUUUGAUACAUACGCAGAUGCACUCUGGUGGGGUCUGAUUACCCUCACCACCAUCGGCUAUGGGGACAAGUACCCGCAGACCUGGAAUGGGCGGCUGCUGGCGGCAACGUUCACUCUCAUCGGCGUCUCCUUCUUCGCCCUUCCUGCCGGCAUCUUGGGUUCGGGGUUUGCCCUGAAGGUUCAAGAGCAGCAUCGACAGAAACACUUUGAGAAGAGGCGAAACCCAGCAGCGGGCCUGAUUCAGGCGGCUUGGAGGUUUUAUGCCACCAACCUGUCCCGGACGGACCUGCACUCCACCUGGCAGUACUACGAGCGCACCGUCACCGUCCCCAUGUACAGCACGCAAACGCAAACGUACGGUGCCUCCAGACUCAUCCCUCCUCUGAACCAGCUGGAGCUCCUGAGGAACCUGAAGAGCAAAUCGGGACUGACAUUCAGGAAAGAGCAGCAGCCCGAACCAUCGCCAAGUAAAAGCAAACCGUGCAGAGAGUCACUAUGCGGAUGCUGCUCAGGAAACUCUAGUCAGAAGGUCAGUUUGAAAGAUCGUGUCUUCUCCAGUCCCCGCGGUGCUGGCACCAAAGGGAAAGGCUCUCCACAGGCUCAGGGCAUCCGGAGGUCCCCCAGCGCUGACCAGAGCAUCGAGGACAGCCCGAGCAAAGUGCCCAAGAGCUGGAGCUUUGGAGACCGCAGCCGAGCCCGGCAAGCUUUCCGCAUCAAGGGAGCGGCAUCGCGGCAAAACUCCGAAGAAGCAAGCCUCCCCGGAGAAGACAUUCCUGAUGAGAACAAAAGCUGCAACUGUGAGUUUGUGACGGAAGAUUUGACACCAGGACUGAAAGUCAGCAUCAGGGCAGUGUGCAUUAUGAGAUUUCUCGUCUCCAAGCGCAAGUUUAAGGAAAGCCUUCGGCCCUACGACGUGAUGGAUGUCAUUGAGCAGUACUCAGCUGGUCACCUGGACAUGCUUUCCCGGAUUAAAAACCUCCAGGCCAGAGUUGACCAGAUCGUUGGGAGAGGAUCCUCCAUGACUGACAAGGAUCGGACCAAAGGGCCAGCGGAGGGGGAGCUGCCUGAAGACCCCAGCAUGAUGGGCAGGCUUGGAAAAGUUGAAAAACAGGUUCAGUCGAUGGAGAAGAAGCUGGACUUCCUGGUGAACAUUUACAUGCAGCGGAUGGGCAUCCCACCAACGGAGACAGAGGCUUAUUUUGGGUCCAAAGAACCAGACCCAGCACCUCCCUACCACAGCCCCGAAGACAGUAGGGAGCACAUUGACAAGAAUGGCUGCAUCAUCAAGAUCAUCAGGUCCACCAGCUCCAUGGGUCAGAAGAACUUCUCUGCCCCGCCAGCCCCGACCAACACAUGCCCACCCUCAACGUCAUGCCAGCAGCAGGUCUACCAGCGGCAAAGCCAUGGGUCCUCGCCUGUUGGAGACCCUGGCUCGCUAGUCCGCAUCCCACCUCCACCCUCCCACGAGCGUUCCUUGUCAGCAUACAGCGGCGGGCACAGGGCGAGCGCAGAGUACCUGAGGAACGAAGACAUUACAACCAAACACCAUGAGAGCGCCAUGAGAGACAGCGACACGUCCAUCUCCAUCCCCUCGGUAGACCACGAGGAACUGGAGCGCUCUUUCAGCGGCUUUAGCAUCUCCCAGUCCAAAGAGAAUUUGGACAUCCUUAACAACGGUUGCUAUGCAGCCGUGGCCAAAAUCAGACCUUACAUUGCAGAAGGGGAAUCAGACACCGAUUCUGACCUCUGCACGCCCUGCGGUCCUCCUCCCAGGUCGGCCACGGGCGAGGGACCUUUCAGUGACAUGGGCUGGUCAGCCCCCAGGCAGUGA
Messenger RNA from Mesitornis unicolor (brown roatelo), 2240 nucleotides. RefSeq names its product potassium voltage-gated channel, KQT-like subfamily, member 2 (gene KCNQ2). Gene Ontology annotation, biological process: potassium ion transport; transmembrane transport. The annotation marks the transcript as partial. Gene Ontology annotation, cellular component: membrane. The record is from RefSeq and is a predicted model, not a curated record. NCBI's taxonomy places the organism in Eukaryota, Metazoa, Chordata, Aves, Mesitornithiformes, Mesitornithidae. Gene Ontology annotation, molecular function: voltage-gated potassium channel activity. The transcript has 15 exons.